AUGCGUGAGAUGGGGUUCAAGUAUGACCCCAGUACUGCAGGUUCGAGCGUGAGGUUCGACCCCCCUGAUCCCCGCGAUACGCCAAUUACGUUCCAUCGGCCUCAUCCCGAUUCCACGCUGUAUCCCGUUAUGCUGAAAGACUUUGGCAAGAGAUUGAAGCGGACGUAUGGAUGGUCCGAGGAAGAUUUCUACAAAGCGGCCCGUUGA
Messenger RNA from Fibroporia radiculosa, 207 nucleotides. RefSeq lists its product as uncharacterized. Bases 1 to 207 code for a protein of 68 amino acids. The record is from RefSeq and is a predicted model, not a curated record. Gene Ontology annotation, molecular function: mRNA binding. The transcript is spliced from 3 exons. NCBI's taxonomy places the organism in Eukaryota, Fungi, Basidiomycota, Agaricomycetes, Polyporales, Fibroporiaceae.